GUGUGCGGUUGAUCACUAGCAGGUAAGCGGUAAGGCAAACCUUCUCGUCUACCUCCGGUCAGAUCACUGCAGCACUUGUGGAUACUUGCCUUGCAGCAGCGCCCCCUCACCUCACUCACAAUGAUGCACCUGCUGAAGUUCCUCUUCUGCCUCACGGUGGCGUGUGGAGCAGUGAGCCUGACGGAAGCGGCCGUUGACUGUUCGGGUGGCGAUGGCUUCAAGUGUGAGAGUUGCUCCACCCUCGCCCUGUGUUCUGGAGGCAGCGUGGCCAGCACCUUCCCAUGCCAGAGUGGCGAGCUGUGUGAAGAGGGCUCAAGUGGUACCGGCUCCUGCAUGCUCGUCAGCGCAUCGAGGACCCAGUGCCAGUGCAGCUCCUACCCCUCCUACGUGGUGGACUCUUAUGACCCACAGAAUUACCUGCUGUGCUUCUCCUCCACACUUCAAAUCCCUCUCAGUUGCGCGCCAGGCGAAGAGUUUGACACGGUCACCAGCACUUGCGCAGCUGUUCCCACCACCUCCACUGUCACCACCACCGAAGUCACCACCACCACCGAGCCCACCGUCACGUGCACAGAGGACGGCAUCUUCCCUCUGCUGCCCAGCUGCUCCGGCUACUACGGUUGCUACACUGUCGGGGGCUCGGUGGUGUCCACUGGCAUCGUGUCCUGCAGUGAAUCUACACCAGUCUUCAAUCCCGACACCUUGGCCUGCGAGGCGAGCAUCUCCGGGCCUGCAACACCAACCUGCGCCUCCGAUGACAUUGUCACGGCGGACACCGUGGAGUGCAACGCUUUCUAUGUGUGCAACAGCGGCGCCACUGUGGGGGAGAAGAUCUGCUGCGGCGAAGGCCAGGUGUUCAAUCCCGCCACCGUUAACUGUGAGGCGGACACCGGUAGCGUCACCUGUCCCACUGUCAACCCCUGCUACACCGGUGAGAUCGAGAAGAAAUGCCUGCCUCCCACUUGUUGAAGAGACUUACUAUAAUGCAGCAAGUUUGUCUCCAUUCCAACAGUAUCUCUCCAACACACACCGUGGUACGAAGACUCCAACUUGCUGUGUGCGUCUUGCAACUAAAUGUCACCCAUUACUGGUGUGUAGCGAAUCAUGGAGUUGAAUAAACGUUCCAUAGCAGCUCGAA
This is a messenger RNA of Portunus trituberculatus (swimming crab), 1138 nucleotides long. RefSeq lists its product as uncharacterized. Bases 121 to 969 code for a protein of 282 amino acids. The transcript is spliced from 5 exons. The record is from RefSeq and is a predicted model, not a curated record. Gene Ontology annotation, cellular component: extracellular region. Gene Ontology annotation, molecular function: chitin binding. Lineage: Eukaryota; Metazoa; Arthropoda; Malacostraca; Decapoda; Portunidae.